AAGAAAGAAAAACUAGCACACAGAUUCUCUAUGCCGAUUGAUGAGCUUUUAUUGUGUGAAUCUCCAAUUGCAAUUAGCUAUUGAAAAAAUGAUACUGUGGUGGAAUUACAGGUGAGAGAGAAGUUUAGAGAAAAAAAAUGAGCUAUCGAGCACUUGAGCUGUUUAAUACGAAGGAGCUGAUCGUGUAUAAAAGUUGUGAUUGAACUUCUCAUGGAGUACAGAAUCAAUUGAGCAAGUGCUAUGAUCGGAUUGUCCAUCCUCGCAAUUAAUGCUACUGUGUGAUUUCGGUUUUAUUGAAAACGCUCAAAGAAAAAACGAUCCGGAAGGUGUUCAUUUCUUUAGAACAAAUCUGAAACUCAGUAUCGUGUGCUUUAACCUGUUGUCACGUGCGGGCUGUUUCUUUAGUGUUAAACCGUGUGAAAGAAAAAAAAAGCUUGAAUAUGUGUUAUGAAUUUUAAAUGCAAGUGAGAAACUUUUGCAAAGAUAUUGAAAAAAUUUGCAAUUUAAAAUGAUCUGUCUGAAAAUAAAAGUGUUGGACAAUUGAGUGAUAAUUCUGCAAAGAGUAAAUUUAUUCAGAAACUACGUAGAACUUUGUAGGACAUUCCAUUUACAUCUUCAUUGUUCUAGAUAUUGAAAGUGUCUCAAGUGUCUGCAUUUCUGCAGAAAUAGGAAAAAAUUUUCCAAGAAAACGGAAAUAAGUGACGGAAGAAGUGAAAGGGUCUGAGGAAGAAGAAAAAAAAAUUCAGGAGAUUGAUAUCAAAUCAGACAUUUAGCAUAACACUUUGCAAGGUUCACUCAAAGUCUCGUGUGGGAAUAUCGAAAGCUCUUUUUUGUGUUUAUUGCUGUCACAUUGCUAUUCCAAAUGUUCUUUUGGGCGCCAAUGAAGCGUGAUAUUUUGUGAGAAUUUUGUAUGUGUCUCUAUAUCAGACAAAAUAGAGUGACAUACAAUCUGGAUGUGAUAAAAAAGUCGCACGGUAAUCUCAUUCCGGCCCCAUAAAUUUCCACCAUUCGACCACUAAGCACCAUCCUCCAGCUAUAUUUGGGGAUUAUUUGGGAUUAAGCAGCGGAUCGCGCAGCGAUAAAAGGAAAAGGUGUUGCUCGUGUGGGGGUGUCAUAAAUCAGUUGGGGGAAUAUGGAUGAGAAGACACAGUCGUCGCCACCGGGUGGUCUCUUUGGUGUACGACACCUGCAGACAUUCCUCCUCUUCCUCUGCCUCACAAUCGCCUACGCCAUGCGUGUCAACUUGUCCGUGGCAAUUGUCGCGAUGGUGGACAGAAAUUCCACUAAUCCCAACUUUGAGGAAUACGAUUGGGAUGAGAAGACUCAGUCUGUGAUUCUCAGCAGCUUCUUCUGGGGCUAUAUUGUGACCCAGGUGCCGGCUGGUAAACUCGCUCAGACAUAUGGAGCAAAGAUAAUGCUGAUCUUUGCCAUGGCCAUUUGUUCAGCUCUGAAUAUUCUAACACCCUUUGGAGCAUCUUACGGUGGAUGGAAGGUUGUAUGUGCCUCCAGAGUGCUCCAGGGACUUUGUCAAGGAUUCAUUUUUCCCUCCACCCACACCCUCCUGUCCAAAUGGGCGCCAGUAUCUGAAAGGGGAAAGCUCAGCACAUACUGCUACUCAGGCUCCCAAUUUGGUACGGUGAUAAUGCUCUCGGCAAGCGGAUUUCUGGCUUCUUCUUUUCUCGGCUGGCCGAGUGUUUUCUAUGUGGCAGGAUUUGCUGGAAUAUUCUGGUCAAUUCUGUGGUAUUUCUUUGGGGGAAAUUCACCAUCAGAGUUUAAGAGUAUCUCGCCGGAGGAGAAGGAGUUUAUUGAGAAGUCCCUCAAUGUUGACACAAGUGAAAAGGCGGAAAAGAGGAGUACUUCAACCCCCUGGUUGGCUAUUUUCACCUCAAUGCCCUUCCUCUCGUUGAUGCUGGUACACUGUGGACACAACUGGGGCUUCUGGACCCUCCUCACCAAGAUUCCAACUUAUAUGAAGAAUGUCCUCGACAUGGACAUCAAACAAAAUGCUCUUCUAUCAUCACUGCCCUACUUGGCCAUGUGCCUCAUGAGCUACGUCUUUAGUUACCUGGCUGAUGUCCUAUCCAAGAGGGAAGUCAUCCCUCUCAGUGUCAGUCGGAAAUUGUUCAACAGCAUCGGUCAUCUUAUUCCUAUGUUCGCCCUCGUGGCCCUGGGAUAUGUUACCAAGGACAAUGUAGAUUUGGCAGUAGGACUCCUCACAAUUGCCGUAGGAAUCAAUUCAGCCACUUAUUUGGGCUUCCAGGUGAACCAUAUAGAUUUGGCUCCAAAUCAUGCUGGUGUUCUCAUGGGCAUUACCAAUGGUGCAGCCAAUGUUAUGUCAAUUAUUGCACCGCUUCUCGUGGGCUUUGUUGUGCAGGAUCCGACUGAUCCCUAUCAGUGGAGAUUGGUGUUUUUCAUCUCAGCCGCAAUCUAUCUCGUGGGUAAUACGCUCUUUGUAAUUUUUGGACGUACGGAAAUUCAAAAGUGGAAUGAACCAGAGCCAAAACACUCAAUGACUACCAAAGAGAAGGAAAUUGAAGAGGGAAGAUGCCAAAAGUGAUUUGCAUUUACAAUUUAAUUUCUUUUACAUAUUUAAAUUAUUAUUAUGUUUUUCUUGUCAAAUAUCCUGCUUUUGCCUAGUGUAACUAUAUAAGUCCUAAUUUGUAAACUACAAACAACUCUAAUAAGUUUCUGAUGUGUUAAAUAAGAAAGACAUUCUGCUGACUUUUA
Molecule: messenger RNA, 2727 nt
Organism: Phlebotomus papatasi
Lineage: Eukaryota; Metazoa; Arthropoda; Insecta; Diptera; Psychodidae
Product: putative inorganic phosphate cotransporter
Exons: 8
Coding region: 1133-2557 (474 amino acids)
Biological process (GO): monoatomic anion transport; transmembrane transport
Cellular component (GO): plasma membrane
Molecular function (GO): transmembrane transporter activity
Source: RefSeq, a predicted model, not a curated record